This is a messenger RNA of Camelina sativa (false flax), 1825 nucleotides long. RefSeq names its product F-box/FBD/LRR-repeat protein At1g16930-like. Lineage: Eukaryota; Viridiplantae; Streptophyta; Magnoliopsida; Brassicales; Brassicaceae. The record is from RefSeq and is a predicted model, not a curated record. Gene Ontology annotation, molecular function: protein binding.
GUCCUGAGUUGACUUAUUAUUGUCAGAACUUCUGACUCAGAAGCAAUCUUAAAAAUGUCAAAAAGCAAGCGAGACGAUCUCUGUGCCAUUUCCCCGGCGAAUUGACGCCGAUUUCUUCCUCUCUCUCGCCGUCAUCUCUUCGGAACCCCCUCUGCCCCCCCCCCUCUUUAAUUGCAGAGUUUUCAAAGGCAAACAUGGAUGAUGAAACCUCUGCCAAAGAGAAGCAGAGGAACUCUUCUGAUAGGAUCAGCAAUUUACCUGAUUCCUUGUUAUGUCAGAUUCUCUCUGAUCUCUCCACGAAGGAAUCGGUUCGCACCAGCGUUUUAUCCAAUCGGUGGAGAAAUCUAUGGUUACAUGUCCCUGCGUUGGAUUUGGAUUCCAAUAACUUCCCAGAUGAGGAUGACGUUUUCUUGAGGUUCGUAGAUAAGUUUCUAGGUUCUGAAAAUGAGCAGUACCUGAAGAGUUUCAAACUGAUCUAUGAGGUUUAUGAGCACGAUGCUUCUCGUUUCAAGUCUUGGAUCGAUGCUGUGAUUAGGCGUAGGGUUCGUCGUUUUAAUGUGCAUAGUGAGGUGGAUGACGAUGAGAUUGUUAAGAUGCCUCAAUCUCUUUAUUCUUGUGAGAGUUUAGUUGACUUACGACUUUACCGCGUCGUUUUGAAUCGUCCCGAGUCUGUUUUGUUACCUUCUGUCAAGGUUAUGUAUCUAGAUAUGGUUAAGUAUGAUGCUGAUUCGACUCUGGAGAGUCUGAUAUCGAGCUGUCCUGUUCUCGAAGAGUUAACCAUUGUCCGUGAUCCUAAUGAUUGUCUUGAAGUUGUGUGUGUGCGUUCCAAGUCACUGAAAAGCUUCAAGAUUGAUUCUGAGCGCUAUGAAAGUGAAGAUCAUGUUGUUGCAAUCGAUGCUCCAAGACUUGAGUAUAUGAAUCUCAGCGAUCACCGAUCUGAUAGCUUCGUUAUACACAGUAUUGGUCCAUCUGCAAAGGUAGACAUUGAUGUUCUCUUUAAUGUGGAAUAUUGUGAGCCAUUGGAUACAGAUGAUUCUUCCAAGAUAGCUAUGCUUGGUAAAUUCCUCACCGGGUUAGCUACAGUCAGCGACAUGACCAUCUCUGCUGAGACUCUAAAUGUUAUUCAUGAUUACUGCGAGAUUGAACAGCUACCUCAAUUCUCCAACUUGUCUCACUUGCAUGCUUACUUCCAAGAAACUUCGUGGGAAAUGUUGCCAGCCUUCCUUGAGAGCUGCCCAAAUCUACACUCUGUCAUCCUGGAAUUUGAUUUGCUUCCGGAGACAGAGCAGAUUGAUCUUUCAUCUGUGCCAAAAUGUUUCCUAUCAUCUCUUGAGUUUGCUCACCUGAAGACUCCAUUCUCUGUAAGCACGCAAAAGAAAGGGAGACCACUAACAGGGACAUCAAGUAAGAUGAAAUUAGCAAAGUAUUUUUUAGAGAAUGGUGCAGCUCUCAAGAAACUGACAGUAAGUGCGAGUUUCUGUAACAUCAUCAACAAAAUCAAAUCGGUUCCAAGGAGUUCUACCAAGUGUGAAGUCGUCAUGGAUUAACUGAGCCAGCAUACAAGGAGCUGCUUAGGAGUCUUAAUGUAAUUUUCUUUCAAGGCAGAAAAAGGCUCAGGCGAUUAAGUGAACUCCCUUCUUUCUUUUCUUUUAUUUAUUUUUUUUUUUAUUUUUUUGAUUGCAAGUGAACUCUCUAUUUACAGACCCUGUUUCUACUUAGUACCUAACUAUAACACUCCGUUGGUGUUUGGAGUUGUAAGAAUAAGAAAAUCAAGUGAAACAUUUUGGUGACUAAUAUAGUCAGAGAAUGAGAUAUGAUUAACCAA